This is a messenger RNA of Arabis nemorensis, 864 nucleotides long. Lineage: Eukaryota; Viridiplantae; Streptophyta; Magnoliopsida; Brassicales; Brassicaceae. The record is from the annotation of a GenBank genome assembly.
AUGGGAGGAGGAAGAGUUAUGGCGACGGCAUCGAAGGUGGCUGGAAUUGGAGUCUCGAAAGGAGGAUUCAGGGGAGGAUUCGGGUUUGCGGCGGCGGCGCCUUCUCCGGCGAGUGAGCAGUUUAUGGUCACAAACACCGCCGUGUCUAAGCCGGUUACGGCUUCGAUUUCAUCGGUGGCUCAUCAUUCCGUUAAUUGCAGUGUGAGGUUGAGAUUUUUAAUCUUCAUCUUCUUGAGUUUGUUUUAUUUUCUUGGAUAUUUGCAGUGUGAGGUUGAGAUUUUGAGAUCCUCUCGGGGUUCAGCGAGAACAAUCACAUGGCCUAUGAGGAUGAAUAUUGCUCUUGAUAUUGCGAGGAACAUUGUUUCAACUGUGAACCUAGAUUGUAAGCUCGACCUCAAAGCUAUUGCUUUUCAAGCUCGCAAUGUUGAGUAUAACCCAAAUGUUUGUUGUAGUGUGUAUCCAUGUCAUUUAUUUGUAAUGUGUUUUGUUGUUGUUUUCACCGGAGUCAAGAGAUUCGAAUCUGGCGACACGACUAAGCUGAAAAUCAACAGGAUCUUAAACUCCUCUGGUCAAACGGGUCGAUCAUGGGGUAAUAGGAUUGGUGUGAUUGGUCUGAUCUAUGCAGGGAUCGAGAGUGGUGUUGUGGCUUGGAACGAUAGAGAUGAUGUUUGGACAAGUGUGGUUACUGGUCUUGGAACUAGAACUGUGUUUAGAGCGGCGAGAGGAGUGAGAUCCGCGGCUGUGGCUGGUGCUCUUGGUGAUUUAGCAGCUGGAGCUGUGGUUGCAGACGUUGCUGCGAAAUGUUGUGAGUCUAAUUGGAAGACUCUGUUCAUUGUUGAAAUUUUUGAUAGGAAAUUGUUGUGA